Molecule: messenger RNA, 780 nt
Organism: Indicator indicator
Lineage: Eukaryota; Metazoa; Chordata; Aves; Piciformes; Indicatoridae
Gene: CDX1
Product: caudal type homeobox 1
Exons: 3
Coding region: 1-780 (259 amino acids)
Biological process (GO): regulation of transcription by RNA polymerase II; anterior/posterior axis specification; cell differentiation
Cellular component (GO): nucleus
Molecular function (GO): RNA polymerase II transcription regulatory region sequence-specific DNA binding; DNA-binding transcription factor activity, RNA polymerase II-specific
Source: RefSeq, a predicted model, not a curated record
AUGUACGUGGGUUAUCUUCUGGAUAAGGACACCAACAUGUAUCCCAGCCCCGUCCGGCACCCCAGCCUCAACCUCAGCCCCCAGAAUUACGUGCCGGGGCCGCCCCAGUACUCGGACUUCGCCAGCUAUCACCAUGUGCCAGGGAUUAACAACGACCCCCACCACGGGCAGCCGGCAGCAGCCUGGGGCUCUCCCUACACCCCUGCCAAGGAGGACUGGCAUUCCUAUGGCACCGCUGCUGCGCCUUCCACCGCCAGCCCGGGGCAGUUCGGAUUCAGCCCCCCAGAUUUUAACCCCAUCCAGCCCCCAGGCUCUGGACUCUUGCCUCCACCCAUCAGCAGCUCGGUCCCCCAGCUCUCCCCUAACCCCCAGAGACGCACCCCCUACGAGUGGAUGAGGCGCAGCAUUCCCAGCACCAGCAACAGCGGCAAGACCAGGACGAAAGACAAGUACCGGGUGGUGUACACAGACCACCAGCGCCUGGAGCUGGAGAAGGAGUUCCACUACAGUCGCUACAUCACCAUCCGCCGCAAGACCGAGCUGGCCGCGGCCCUGGGGCUCACCGAGCGCCAGGUGAAAAUCUGGUUUCAAAAUCGGAGAGCAAAGGAGAGGAAGGUGAACAAGAAGAAGAUGCAGCAGCAGAGCCAGCCUGCCAGCACCACCACGCCAACCCCACCGGCCGCUGGCACACUGGGACCCAUGGGAGGCCUCUGCAGCAGCAGUGCCCCAAACCUCGUCUCCUCGUCUCCACUGACGAUCAAGGAAGAAUUCAUGCCUUAA